Bipolaris victoriae FI3 is the source of this 1752-nucleotide messenger RNA. RefSeq lists its product as hypothetical. Gene Ontology annotation, molecular function: medium-chain fatty acid-CoA ligase activity. The transcript is spliced from 3 exons. Bases 1 to 1752 code for a protein of 583 amino acids. The record is from RefSeq and is a predicted model, not a curated record. NCBI's taxonomy places the organism in Eukaryota, Fungi, Ascomycota, Dothideomycetes, Pleosporales, Pleosporaceae. Gene Ontology annotation, biological process: fatty acid metabolic process.
AUGGUGGACCGAACCAGUGUCGUCCCUAGCCAUGUUGGUGACAACGUGCUUCCGAAUACUCCUCUGUUUAGUCGACUUGUUCGAUUUGCCAGCCAAAUCCCCGCACGCAUAGCGAUCGAGGAUGUUCGUGUCGAGUUGCAGAAGACCCAUAUCCAUCUGCUGUCAGAUGUCUUGGCCUUCCGAAACACCCUUCUCAAUGCCCUCGAUGACGCAACCCGCAAAGCGCUAGAGAAUAGAAAAGAGGUGUACAUGGCCAUUGUCGCGCCAGGCGGUUACGAAUACACCGUGGCAAUGCUGGCGGUACUGGCGCUUGGGGCGGCCGCGGUGCCAAUGACGCCAGCAGUGCCUGUAAGUGAGGCGGCAUACUUCAUCCAAAAGUCCAGAUCAGCGCUCGUUCUUGCGAGUUCGGAGAAUAUAGACAAAUGCUGUCUUCUUGCAAGGCGCAUCUGUUCCACGAGCAACGCACAGUUUCGGGCUGUCGAAAUAAGACCGUUCGUCUCAUCCCCCACUCUUGGCGCUGAGGAAGUAAUCAUUUCAUCGGAUCGGGCCUUGGAGGAGAACGCGCCCGCAGUGGUGAUCUUCACAAGUGGCACCACGGGACCACCCAAGGGUGCGGUGAUGCGGAGAUCAUACGUCUUUGACUGUGCGCUGUCCAUCGCUGACCACUAUCACUUGACUGAAGACGACGUCAUACUCCACCUCCUUCCAGUACAUCAUGCCACAGGGGUCGGCAUAAAUUUUUUUCCGUUCCUCGUUUCUGGAAGUCGAAUCGAGUUCCGUAGCGGAGCUUUCGAUGAGGCUUGGACGUGGAAGCGCUGGAAGGAGGGGGCAGCCCACCCUUCAAGGCGACUUACAUUCUUUUCGGCAGUGCCCACUAUCUGGAUGCGACUUAGACGAUUUUAUCAAACUCACCUGCGUAAACUCCCUGCACAUGAACUAGCUCCGUACGUUGCUGGCGCACGGCAAUUCCGCGCUUGUUUGUGCGGAACGUCGGCGUUACCUCAGCCGCUGAACGACUUUUGGACAGACCUAUUGCAGCAGAAUAUCCUGCAAAGAUAUGGAGCAACUGACUUCGGCGCAAUCUUCAAAAUGCGACUUGGAGAUAAAGACACACCCAAAGGUUCUGUCGGUGAACUUGAGAGUGGUGUAGAUGUGAAGCUGUCCGAGGGAAAUGAAGGAGAGAUACUCGUCAAGAGCCCGCAUAUGCUUAUGAAAUAUCUACAUGACUCUGAAGGUACAGCCACUGCGCACGAUGAAUAUGGGUACUUCCGAACCGGCGAUCUUGCACGAAGGGAAGGGAAGUAUUACUUCAUCCUCGGACGAGCGUCCCUGGACAUCAUCAAGUCGGGAGGGUACAAAAUAUCAGCUCUGGAUGUUGAGAGAGAACUGCUGGGAUUGCCAUACAUCGCCGAAGCCAUGGUCGUGGGCGUUGCAGACGAGGAGUUUGGGCAACGUGUGGCAGCCCUAGUCUCGUUACAAGAAGAGGAUAUGACAAUGGAUUUUCCAGACAAGCGGCUCAAUACGAGAAACUCAUUAACUAUUGAUAAGCUACGGCGGGAUCUCCGUGGAAGACUUGCCGGGUACAAGUUGCCGACACUCUUGCGAAUUGUAAACGGCGAGCUGCCAAAAACCGCCACGGGGAAAGUCCAGAAGAAGAUCCUUGGGCCGCAGUUCUUCCCAAGGGCAUGGUCCAGCUGCCCGGGCAUACAGAAAUGGGUUCCAGACACCGGAAGACAGUUAGCGAAGCUGUGA